Adineta steineri is the source of this 435-nucleotide messenger RNA. The record is from the annotation of a GenBank genome assembly. NCBI's taxonomy places the organism in Eukaryota, Metazoa, Rotifera, Eurotatoria, Adinetida, Adinetidae.
AUGCAAUCAAAUCCUGUAACUACGAUCAAAAUGUAUUAUAAUUCAAUGCCACUUUCAUAUUUCGAAUUUCCAUUAAGUUCUAAUCGAACACACUUUUUGUCCUGUUCAGACAAUUUCAAAAUGUCCAAUGUCAAAGAACAUAUUGCUCGUCUAUAUACAAAUUAUAAUGAUAAUAAUAAUAUUGGCAUCAUUACAUCAAUGGAUAAUGAGACGAAUUUUACAAUCAAUCAUCCUAUUUUAAUAAGUGUUCUUGUUCUAUUAUUACUUAUUAUGACCAUUUUGAUUAUUUAUUUAAAACGGUAUUCAGUUCGUCGUCAACAAAAUGAAGAAAAUGAAUGUGAUUCUUUCGAUGAUAAUGAAAAGAUUUAUGCCACUAUUAAUAAUAAAUAUGAUAAAUCAGUCAUAUUAUCAUUUAACAAUGAACCAAGUGAAUAG